Messenger RNA from Micropterus salmoides (largemouth bass), 2411 nucleotides. RefSeq names its product nuclear factor 7, brain-like. The transcript has 2 exons. The record is from RefSeq and is a predicted model, not a curated record. Lineage: Eukaryota; Metazoa; Chordata; Actinopteri; Centrarchiformes; Centrarchidae. Gene Ontology annotation, molecular function: zinc ion binding; protein binding. Bases 44 to 1432 code for a protein of 462 amino acids.
AGAAAGAAGAGACGCUGCAACAGACAGACGCUUCAGAGACAAAAUGGCUUCCAGAUCAGAGGAGGAUCUCUGCUGUCCGGUCUGUCAGGAGGUCUUCAGAGAUCCUGUUCUUCUGUCAUGUAGCCACAGCUUCUGUAAAGUCUGUCUGAAGAGCUGGUGGAGAGAAAAACAAGCACCUGAGUGUCCAGUUUGUAAGAGAAGAUCUUCAAGGUCAGAACCACCUCGUAACCUGGCGUUAAAGAACCUGUGUGAGGCCUUCUUACAGGAGAGAGAUCAGAGAGCUUCAGAGGCUCUCUGCAGUCUGCACUCUGAGAAACUCAAACUCUUCUGUCUGGACCAUCAGCAGCCAGUGUGUGUCGUCUGCAGAGAUUCAGAAAAACACAGCAACCACAGAUUCAGACCCGUCGAUGAAGCUGCACGACAACACAAGAAGGAACUUCAGGAAACUCUGGAGCCCUUAAAGGAGAAGUUAAAGGUUUGUGAACAAGUUAAAGUGAAGUUUGAUCAAACAGCAGAACACAUGAAGGUCCAGGCCCGACACACAGAGAGGCAGAUUAAGGAGCAGUUUAAGAAGCUUCAGCAGUUUCUAGAGGAGGAAGAGGAGGCCAGGAUGGCUGCACUGAGGGAGGAAGAGGAGCAGAAGAGUCAGAUGAUGAAGGAGAAGAUGGAGGCUCUGAGCAGAGAGAUAGCAGCUCUUUCAGACACAGUCAGAGCCACAGAGGAGGAGCUGAGAGCUGAAGACGUCUCAUUCCUGCUCAACUACAAGGCUGCAGUGGAAAGAGUCCAGCAGCGCCCCCUGCUGGAUGAUCCACAGCUGCCCUCAGGAGCUCUGAUAGACCAGGCCAAACACCUGGGCAACCUGACCUUCAACAUCUGGAACAAGAUGAAGGACAUGGUCUCCUACACUCCUGUGAUUCUGGACCCAAACACUGCUCAUCCAAGACUCAUCCUGUCUGAAGAUCUGACCAGUGUGAGACGAGGAGGAGAGAGACAGCAGCUUCCUGACCAUCCAGAGAGGUUUAAUCACUGGUCUGUUCUGGGCUCUGAGGGCUUUAACUCAGGGACUCACAGCUGGGAUGUCGAGGCUGGAGACAGUAGACACUGGAUACUUGGUGUGUUAGCAGAGUCUGUUCAGAGGAAGGGACUCAUACGGUCUGGAUUAUGGACAAUAAUGUUCUCUGGAGGUGAAUACUCAGCAUGGUCACCACCAGCUCCACCCACUGAUCUCAGAGUUCAGAAGAAGCCCCAGAGGAUCAGAGUGAAUCUGGACUGGAACAGAGGAAAUCUGUCGUUCUCUGAUCCUGAUACUAACACACACAUACACACCUUCACACACACUUUCACUGAGAGGAUGUUUCCAUACAUUUACACUAGUGAUGAGCUGAAGCUGUCAGCAGUGAAGGUCUGUGUGACAGUGGAACAGAGCAGUUAGAGAUAAAGAGGAUGAUUAUAUUCAUGAUGUUGUUGAUUUCUUAAAGGGAAAAGUCUCUGAAUUUAACCUGUUAAGCUGCACCUGUCCUCCUGCUGUCUCAUUAUUCCAAACAUAUCUUUAUUUUCUUUCACAUCAAAUAAACACAAUCCAACUAGUCCUGUUGGAUUUGAAGCAUUCUUCUACGUCCUCUUGUCUUCAGUGUGUGUGUGUCGUGCAUGUGAUCCCUCGCAGCAUCUCUGCGUGUCACUCAUCGUCGUCGCCAGCUCUCGGUGUGGACGGCGUUCUGAAUUGGUUUGUUGUGCCGAUCCGUGUGAUGUGGGCAGGUGUGGUUUAGGAGGUUGAGCGGGUUGCCUGUUAAUCGCAAGGUCGGCGGUUCAAUCCCCAGCUCCUCCUCUGCAUGUCAAAGUGUCCUUGGGCAACGUGAAUGUGAUGUAGCGUAAAAGCGCUUUGAGUGGUCGAAAAGACUAGAAAGGUGCUAUAACAAGGUGCUCAGAACAAAGCGAGAAAAACAAAGAGUCAGGAGCAGAACUACUGCAGAUCAGUCACUCCGGUCCUCCACAGGAGCGAAGGAGGGAGAACACAUUCAUGCAAAGUUUACAGUUAUUUCAACUCACCUGUCAUGUAAAGGUUUGGCCUAAUGGCUGCUUUUUAUUUUUAACACUUUGGCUUUUGUGAUUUUCUAACAUAAUACUGAAUUCAGGUACAGAACAUUGGGACAUCGGGUAAUUUGGUGUUAGUCAAAGUUACUGGAUGCUUAGCUCUAGCUGUUGAUGCACAUGACUACAUGUAUAUAUGUCAUAUAUCAUAAUAUUCUAUGACUAAUAUACUGUGGAUAAAAAUUGUAUGGUAUAGUUCUGUGCCAAAAUAAUAAUAUAUUGGUUUGAAAUUAUGUUUAUUUAUGUAGAUUUAUAUAUAUAUUGAACAAAAUUAUAAACGCAGCACUUUAGUUUUUGCCCCCAUUUAUCAUGAGCUGAACUCA